GUGAACAGUGGUGGACGAGAACAAAAGUACCCUGCAAGAAGCAGUACUCUCCACCCCAAAAAGAGAUAGAUUGAUGGUGAGCUGAAAAAAAGGGAAGCCUCUAAAAAAUCAGCAUCCGUAGCAGCAAAAAUUUUUCACUUGGAAUAAAGAUCUGAAUCGCUCCGAUAAACGGUGAGAUGUGGGAGCAAAAAAAUUCCCAUCAUUUUGGGGGAUAAAUUUGUGGUAAUCACAAUUUAGUGGAACCGCGUGGUGAUUUAUGCGUUUUUGUCGACAAAAGCUGGAAGUGUGGAAUUUACCAAGAGGAGAGAGAGUUUGGAAUUAGGGAUUAAUAAGAAGUUCCCCUCAGUGGAAGCAGUUUUCCUCGUAAAUGUUUUCUUUAUGUCUGAAACGUAAUAAAUAAGGAAAUUUUCACGAGAGAGAAUACCUUCAGUGCUUCUGUCUACAGUCUUUGUCGGAGGAUUGAAAUAUUAUGUGAAUUCAAAGAACCGCUGCGUGCGCUCCAUCGCUUCCAGCGGGAAGUGGAAAAAAGGGAAUUUGGUAUCACAUAAAAUGCGAUAAGAGAAAAAAAAACACAGAAAACUUGAGCACCAUUUUGCUCACAAAUAUCGAACGGGAAUACGGGGAAUCAGUGAAAGUGUCGGUUCCGAUUCCCAGUAUCAAUUGAUUGUAUCCAUAGCAGCGUUAUUUCGCCACAUAAAUGUGCUGAUGAACACAGAAAUUACAAUAUACAAUACGUUCCCCGUCGUAUCGUCGCAUCGUUUGCUGACAAGUGCAAAUAAGAGUAUGUGGUCCGAACCGUGCGUAUGUGUAGAGUAGCGAGCUUUAUGUACAAUCUGUUGAAUGUUUUCCCGACCACCCGCACCACAGUAGUCAGUGGCGCCAAGAAAUAAUCGCCCCGUGAACCGGAAGGCGAGAGAAAUGUGUUGAGUGAGAGUUGUGGCUAAGAAGAAAAGUGCCAGAAAAGCGGAUUCAUUUCACUCGAACCGAAAGUAAUUAAUUGUGAUCAGAGGGGCGAGUGAAAAAAAAAUGAAAAAAUAGAGUGACUACCGUGCACCAAUAACAACAACAUAGAAGUAUAAUCUGCCUCCAGAACGCAAAGGAAGGUCAUAUUUCUUAUACUUUACGCCGAAUCAAUUUGGGGCGAUUCGCAGAAAGCGCAAAUAAAAGUUGGAGAGGGUCAUGAAACUUGGCAACCAAGUGCACUCUAGCUGCUGAACUCUGGGAGCAAUCUCCACUUUUCCAUCUCAGUAACAGCCCCGUCGUUUGGAAUGAGACAAUCGUGUGAGUGGUAGAAUACCCCUCUGCAGAAUCCCCAUUGCCAUUGAGUGCAAACGGGAUGCAGAAACACGAGGACCCAUGCAUUCUCCACCAUGAUGAUGCUUGUCAUUCCAGUGCCAUAAUGCUACCAAACACGAACAAAUGAUUAUCCCGUCAAUUUCUCCAGUGAUUAUCAACCGCUAAAAUUAAAUUCAAUACACCGCGCGGCGAAGAAUAAACAACCAAAACGUGUUAUUGUAGUGCAGUGAGUGAGAACUAGGAACAUAACCGGCAAAUUUGCUCCCAAGUGUUAAACCCCUUUAACGGUUCUUAUCGUGCAGAAAAGGAGCACCGAUAAAGAGGAAGCUAGGAGGAAAAAAAAAAGUGUUUCACUCUUUUUGUGUUCGAAGAGCGAAAAUAAAAGAGCAGCCCACACACAAUGAGCUUCUUCAGUUCACUUCAGCAGUACGUGACAAGUGGCGUUGCAGGGCUAGGGCUGAACCCACGGCGAUUCUCGCUGUCCCGGCAGGAGUCGACGGAGGCCACAACGCCCGCCGCAUCCGUCGGCAGUCCCAGUCCGUUGAUGAUGAUGGAUCCAAGUAAAAUGAAUAACACGGGGGGCGUCAUGAUGGGCCCGCCCGGUUCUGGCGGUUCCAUUGGCAGUGGCAGCGGUGGCUUUGGGAUGGGCUCCAUGGCAACCGGAAUGGGUGGCGGAGGCGUCGGUGGCAUCGGUGGCGGUACCACAGGAACGACUCUAGGCUAUCCCAAAGUGGUGACACCGUCCGGACCUGGCGGGACAAUAGCAGCAGGUGCUGGAGGUGGUGGUACGAGCAGUGUCGGUCCAACGGCUCCCGGGGGAAGUGGUUCCUUUCCGGGCAGCAAUGCCACCUCGAUUCGCAGACAAUCGUCGGCCCGUGGUUUGGACGCUUUGGUACCCCCCGGACGGCAAGGUUCAUUUCGGGGACGAAACUCGCCGAUCAACCCGACGCCACCGGAUAAACCCUCGUUCUCGGGCUGGAAGCGGCGGCCGUCCUGGCCGGAGGUCGAAAUCAAAUCGUCGUCCGGUCAGCGACACCGAUUGUCUCCGAUGCCACUGAUAAGGGUACAAGGGGAGGCCGAUACGACCAGUGAGGACAAAGAUGGGGGCGUAACCGAAAUUGUGUAUCGGUUCGACAAAAUGAAUCCACCCUAUAACAGUGUUGUUAAUGCCAACAACAAUAGUGUGCAAGAGAACGACGGAUCCUAUUUCGAAAGCUUUACAGCCCUCUCGUGGAAGAAUGAAAACCGGCGUAUGUCGGCGGUUAGGGCGGUGGAAACCCGCGCCGAGAUCCUGCCGGAGAACGAUAACGACCGCCUACUGGAGGACGACAUUGAGCGUUCCGAACAAAAAGAACAUCUUUAUCUGGACGUCCUGUACGCGAUUGCCAACACGGUAGGAGCACCAGCGCCGGGUGGACAGUUUGCCCAUUACAAGGAGGAGAUGUACCUGCAGGCUCAGCGGGUGUUUAGUGUGUCCGCCGAUAGACACUAUCGGCUGCUGCAUGCGGCCAACGAGGAGAAGCCCAAGAUUAUCGUCCUCACCGUGAUCGUCCAGGAAGCGGAAGGACUCGAAGCGAAGGACGCCAAUGGUUUCAGCGAUCCGUACUGUAUGCUGGGAAUACAACCAUCCGGUACACCUCCACCACCAUCACCACAACCUCCGAUGACCCCACGGACACUCUCGGACACGGGCAUGGACAGUUUGGACUCACCGGAGCAUGGGAAGCUGCGUAAACAUCACAGUUUCCGGUUGAGCUUCAAACGCAAAGAUGGUCGCCAACAGCGAGACUCGGUAGGGCCCGUGCCGGCCAAAUUUAUCCGAGCGACUUCGGUUAAACCCCACACACUGUGUCCAAAAUGGAACGAAAAAUUUAAAUUUGAUAUCGACGACAUACACUCCGACUUACUGCACCUUGACAUUUGGGACCACGACGACGAAAGCAGUGUGCUAGAUGCUGUUUCACGACUGAACGAAGUUAGAGGCGUUAGAGGAUUAGGUAGAUUUUUCAAACAAGUGUGCCAAUCAGCACGCCAAGGUUCGCAGGACGAUUUUUUGGGUUGUGUCAAUAUUCCAGUCUGUGAUAUUCCAUCAACCGGUUUGGAGGGUUGGUUCAAGCUAGAGGCCCGUAGCACACGUAGUUCCGUACAAGGACGAAUACGGCUGAAGAUGUGGCUCUCGACGCGUGAGGAUCGUGGAACUUCCGAGGAGGAUCAUACGCUGGAAGUAAAAAAGUUCGAACGGUUGCAAACGAUCUUCAUGAUGCACGAGCUGAGCGCACAUGAACCAGCGUGGAAGUGGAAUGGUGAGCUGGCAGGUCCAUCGCUUACCAUUCUGCAUCAGAUGGCGGUCCAAAGUGACCUCUCCGAUCUUCAAAUUUCAUUAGCAAAGUUGGUAGCUAUCAUCCGAAUAAACCGCAAGAAACCAUUAGACACAAAGUUCAUACAUCGACAACUGAUAGAAGUAGAUAAACUGUGGGUCAACAACUACAAUAACGAACCGUUAACCAGGGAGCUCGAACAGUGGCUUGCGGAUUCACUGAAUGGUUUCGUUGAACGAUCGCUCUGUCACAUGCGUCGUCACAGAGAGGUAUUUCCCGCAUUGCAUCCGCCCUCACUCGUUCGGUUGGAGUUCCUUCUGCGAUGUCUAGGUCUGCUCGGUUCAAUGAGAGCUUUCCGCCAGGUGAGCCCUUUCAGCAAAGGCGUCCGAGGUGAAAUCGUAGCGGCGUUACGGAAGGGAUCCAUAACGUGGUCACAGGCACAAUUACGCGAAGCACAACGGGCACCCAAUGCACUAGUACACUACACUACUAUACUGAUAGCAGAUUUACAGCUCGGCGUGACCUAUUACCAUUCUCUGUUCGACACCACGAACGGCAUUCAGUACUUCAGCAUAGUCUACAAACAGUUUGACUCCUUGCUCGCCGAAGAAGUGACAAAUCGCAUCGAAUCGGGCCAACUGCCGGGAACGAUCGUAAAUCAUUGGUCCAUCCUCGACAACGAUCGGGAACCGGAUACGGCACCGUUCGAGAUAUAUUUCGCCCUGCAGGAGUUCCACAACUUGAAGUCGCACCUCUCGGUAACUCCCCAGCCUCCGGAGAAGCCACUGGGUUUGCAGAACUUCCACGAAUGGUUCGAGCCGGCCGUGCAGCGGUGGAUCUCAGUGAGUAAAACCAAAGCGAUACAGCGCAUCAAGGCUGCCGUCAACGUUGACCAGGUUCGCGAGGGUGAACGGAUCGUCCGACACAGCACGUCAUCCAUCGAUACGGCAUCAUGUUUCUACCAGAUACGAGAGUUUUGGAAGAAUCUAGCCUGGCCAGAUCAUGGCUCGAGUGCUCACUACGAGGCGUUGAUAAUCGAUUUAGUUUGUACAACGGCUAACGUGUACUCGGAUUUGAUCCAUCAAAACCUGACAGAGAGCGGGUACUACGAUAAAUCGGGACCACAGCGUUCGACUGAUGACAUGUGUGUGAUUGUGAACAACUAUGAGUACGUGAGACGCGCUUUGGCUGAAUUCCAACCGGAUACACAUCAUCUAUCGGAGAACGCGGAGAAUUUACUGGAGAACACGAUUGCUCAAUUAGAAAAUAAAGCGGACCGCGUGUUAGCAAAACUGACCGCGUCGAUGCAGGGACCUCUCCAGAAAGCAGUCUUCCACCUUGCUUGGUCACCCGACUCGCUUCCUGCUAAUCAAGCAGUGAUGCCAUUGCUCGAGUAUUUGGAUUCACAUCUGGCGACGCUGAAUGUUACGCUUCUUUCGCAGAACUUUUACCGUUCAAUGAGCCUCAUUUGGAACAAUGUUCUGGCGGAGUUCGCGAAACAGAUGGAUGCCGGCGGUGAGGGCGAUAAACCGAGCAACUUUCACGAUCGAAUGUAUGGCGCACUACAACUGCUAGGGGAAUUCUUCAACGCCGAAGGUUUGGGACUGCCACCGGAGAUACUGCACAGUGAUUCCUAUUGGCGCGUUGCUCAACGACUUCAGUACCAUAAGACGGACACAGAUCAGCUGAUUGAUUUGUUCUACCUGCAGAGAUUGCAGGAGCAGCUGAACACAACCGGGCCGACCAACUUGGGAACGCUUUCAGUGAAAGCGUACUUCAACCACGAUUCGCUGUGCGUAGAGGUGCUUCAUGCGAAAGAUGUGAUCCCGCUCGAUCCCAACGGUUUCAGCGAUCCGUUCGUGAUCAUUGAACUGCUGCCAAGGCGGGUGUUCUCCCACUGCUCGGAGCAGCAGACAAAUGUGCACAAGAAAACGCUCAAUCCUGUAUUUGACGAAUGCUUCGAGUUCUCGGUAACGCAGGAACAGUGUCAGGCGGAGGCUUCGAUGAUUGUGUUCACGGUUAUGGACCAUGAUGUGCUGACGGCAAAUGAUUUCGCCGGCGAAGCGUUCCUUUCGCUGGCCAAUAUUCCCGGCGUCGCGAGCAAUUUUAACAUGAAUAUCGAAAACUUUGACUGUGUGACGCAAAUGGAUCUGCCGUUGUUGGAAAUGAAGGAUAAAAGUCAUCCAAUUCUACUGAUUCUCGAGGGACGUGUCAAUGAUAAAAACGCUAUGGAAUUUCUGAGAAAGCAGAAGGCUCGCGUAGUGGAUUGAAUUUCCGGAAAGGGGAAAAAUAAACGAAACAAGCUAACUUGUCAAUCACGCAAACUUAUACGCUAUAACGAUAAGAAGGAAACGAACAAAUCAAUAAUAACCAAAGAAUGUUGUAAACUAGGCGAACUCUCUCGCAAUUUUUUACAAAUUUAAGGUCUAAUUUGCACAGUCGUUUUACCUACAGAACAGGACUGAAGCGAAACUUUUUUGAUGACAGCGCUAAGUUUGUGAAAGACAUACCUUUAGAGAAUCUUCUUACACACGUAACAUUGCCUUCACUAUGAAUAUACUGACAUCUGUGUAAAUCUCUUUGCAUGUCAUCUCCAUCUGAACCACAUACCGUAGCGAGUAGACAAAGCUAUAUAAGAUAGAAAGAGCGUAGUCAAUCCUAGCCAGAAGUAUAAGACUCACAUCCCUACUACUAAGAAGCACGAACAACCCACUAUCAUUUAAUUUUCUACCAAAGAGCAUAUUUUUAUAUGACGCUCAUUUGAAUAACUUCAAAACAGCGUAAACUACUGUUAAGUUUAACUAACUAAAUCAAUUGUAAACUAAUCCAACCCUGUAUAUUUGGAACAGUGUAUAAAAGAGGUAAACUUAAGAGAUGUUAUACAUAAGUUUGUACUUAUAGGAACUAUUAUCGAGGUAGUGAAACAACCAAAGUCUUCAAAACUUAAGCAUAUUUUUAGGCGGCUACUCUCUCUAAGGAACAAAAUCGACACAAACACACACAGACACAAACGUUAACUUUUAAGCUGUAAAUUUUCUCGAACAAACUGCAGAUAUUUUCUUAUGAAUGAAUAAAAAACUUAAACAAACGCAAAAUCAAGGAAUGAUCGCGCCCAGCUGUGGCCGAUUGUUCCGCUUGUAAAAUAAGGAUUUGUUUAAAGGAAUAGGAACAUAUAAUACUAUAUAAUCAUAAACAUUUGUGUACAACUAGCGGAACACACAUUUAUACAUACACAUACAAUGAGUGCGUAACUUUACUUUCUCGCCGUGAUUUACAUUGUGACAAUAGGUUCAAUUACAAUUUUUUUUUGUGCGUAAGUAACGCGGUUUUUUAUCCGGGAUAUUCGCUUCUUUAACCAGCUUCCGGAUGGAUCUUACUUACCGUGAACAUGGUCUAAACGCCGUAGUUUGCUUUGGACUUUUGGACUUUGGACGAGAAGUAAACUGGUCACUUCAUCCUUUGGGUGCAUUUCAUUGUAGAAAAAUCUUUCCACCAAUGCGAUACUAUCAGUCAAACACAAAAUAUGAUCAGUAAGCUUCACGAAUUCCUUGAGUUUGCCGAAAAUACAGGUUCGCAACUGGCACGGAUUAUAUGUUCCAUCUUUUUAUAUCAUUAAUUAUAAUUCCUGUAAUCCAUAUGAACAGGAAGUUUUUUAUACUAAUGUCCCUUUGAAUCUCUCGCAAUUCCGGAAUGGACUUUAAUAUAAUACUGUUAAUUUUUUCCUAGACUAGCCGUUUUUCAAUGUACUCCAACGCAGUAUCAUAAAGAUUUUGCACAGUUUUGAUCAAUUUAGCCUCCUGUUUUUAUAAUGAUUCAACAUCCCAUUGAUAGAUUAGAUCUGAUUCACAACUUUUCGUCAAUAAACCCAAUCCAUGGCUGCCGUUCUCCAACUCCCGGCUGCACCGAUUCUUGCCAAGUCCUGCUCCACCUGGUCCAACCACCUCGUUCGCUGGGCUCGUCUCCUUCUUGUUCUUACCGGAUUCACCACCGUUGCGGGGCUGCUGUCCGGCAAUCUUGCAAAUGCUCUGCCCAUCGCCCUCGUCCUGCCUUGGCGAUUUUCUGGAUGCUGGGUUCGCCUCAGAGUUGCGCCAGUUCGUGGUUCAGUCUCCUUCUCCAUACUUUGUUCUUCUGUACACCACCGUGUUCUGAGCAGUCGGCGUUCGAAAACACCAAGCACUUGUGAGUCCUCUUCAAGCAUCGUCCAUGCUUCGUGCCCGGUCCACCGGUGCCCAGAACCACUGGUCGAAUUAGAGAUUUGUACAUGGUACACUUCCUACGGGGUCGGAGUUUGUUGGACCUCAAGGAUUUGCGGAGCCCAUAGUAGGCACGACUUCCAUUGACUAUGCGUAUUCGAAUUUCACGACUGUUGUUGUUGUCAGUUGUUAUCAACGAGCCAAGGUAGACAAAUUUCUCUACCACCUCGAGCUCGUCGCCAUCGAACACAACACUACUACCAAGAAGAAUUCUGUUGCGAUCAGUCCCUCCUGCUAGCAUGUAUUUAGUCUUAGAUGCAUUGAUCCCAAACCCAAUCAACCCUGCUUCGUGUUUCAGUCGGAUAUACAAGUCGGCUACCGUUGCAUGUGUUCUUCCGAUUAUGUCCACGUCGUCGGCGAAGCGGAUAAACUGACUAGACUUAUUGAGAAUCGUGCCCCGCAUGAUGAAGAUCGAAUUGUCGAAGUUCCCUGUGAGUCUCAAAUGAUUCCGACAAGAAAUGAGUGAGCGCUCACGAAUGAAAUGAUUUGACUAAUAUAAUAUAGUUAAUCUUAAGAACAUUCCAUUCGAAACAUUUUAAAAAUAUUUGGGAUAUAAAACUGGGAGAAAACUGUGUCGUUAUCGGAAAACUGCUAUACUCUUCCGACAUAUAAUUCGACAUGAUCGACAUUAUAUGGAUCAAGAGAAAUCAGUUCUAGUGAUUAUAAAAAAGCUCUGUAAUGAAUUGAUUCCGGAGCUGGUAAAGCGAUUUACAUAUCUCGAGUCAGACGAACUAGUAGCCUAACCGAUACUGCUAGAUCCUCGCUUCAAGCAGCAUGGUUUUGGGGAUAACAGAAAGUACAACCAUGCACACCAGUCUUUGAUAAGGACGCUAAAAAUGACAUCCAUAGAAUACACCCCUACGAAACUACCACAAAUCGUUUGUGAUGAAGCGCGGUCAUCUGUAUGGGAGGAGUUUGAUGCAUUGGUUGACAAUCUUCGAUCCUCAAAUGAUCCAAAAGCUGCUGCAAUAUCUAUUGUAGAUAAAUAUUUAGUGGAACCACAUUGGCUGAGAAUUAGUGACCUUUUGCUUUGGUUGAUUGGUUGAAUCUACAUCUCCGGCUCCACCAUUUUUCUUGAAAAUAUUAUGUAUUCCGGCGUCUUCAGUACCACGUGAGCGAGUUUUUCCGAAAGCAGAAAAAGUUUGCAGUGAAAGAUGUAGUAGAUCAGAUAACAUUGAAAAGAUAAUGUUUAUAAAUAAAAAAAGAGGAUCUGAGACAGAAUUUUGUAGGUACCAUUCAGGAUUGUGAUGGCACGAUAGUUCCCACAAUCCAGCUUGUCACCUUUUUUAUAGAUCUGUGUCCCAGAUCCUGACUAUCAACCGGUGCAUACACUCUACAAGUUUUCUCGGACCCACCUUGAAAAGCACCACUAUGAGGCCAUUCUUACCAGCUGCUUUGUGAUUCUGUGUUCUGUGUUGUUUUGUGCUCAGGUGUUCAUCGUAGCACUGCCUCCACCUUUCGAUCACCUCGCGUUCCGUCGUCAAGAUGCCUUCUUCCUUGUUCCUGCACAUUCCGGCCCGCGGCACAAAGCCUUUGUGCGAGGCGUUUAGUUUCUUGAAGAACUUCAACGAUUCUCGAGAACGAUAAAGCAGCGCUAUCUGCUCACACUCUUUCUCUUCAUGGCGGCGCUUUUUUCCUGAAAAAGAUGUGCUUGCUGCCUUCGCUUCAGUAACGAUACAGACUGAAACGUUUUGUCGAGUCGCUCGUUGCAGCAUGGCUGUGCGUGCUGCAUCCUUCUCGUUCAGGAGCGCUCGGCACUCGUCGUCAAACCAUUCAUUCAGUUGUCCUCGUUGUUCAUACCUGAUAACGGUCUCUGCUGUGCUGCUAAUUGCUGCUUUCAAGGCGUUCUAGCAUUCAUCGAGGGGUGCAGCAUCCAGUUCGUUCGGCUCCUGUAGUCGUCGUAGGUGGUACCGCGGUGAGCGCUGGUGUCUCAUGUUAUUGACGACUGAAAGUUUAGAACGCAGUUUGACCAUCACCAGGUAGUGAUCUGAAUCGAUGUUAGCGCCACGAUAGGUUCUGACGUCGAGAAUAUCCGAGAAGUGCCGACCAUCGAUCAAAACGUAGUCAAUUUGCGUUUCUGUUUGUUGUGAUGAUCUCCAGGUGUAUCAGUAUUGGAGGCUGUGCUGGCAGAAGGUGCUACGUAUGUUUAAAGUGUGUAACAAAGUUAUUUCAUUUGCGUCUAUACGCUCCAACGGUACGAAUUACAAUGGAUGAUGACGAGUGACGCAGCUCUCUCUAACUUAACAAAAUAUAUCCCUAUAGCAAUGCAUGGUGAUUAGGGAGACACAAAAUGUAGGGAAGCUCGAAAAUAAAAUAUUAUUACAACUUAUGACCAUGUUAUUGGAGGCAGCGGAGUCAAAAAGUUUUAGACCGUUUUCGUUGGUUCGCAGAUUGGGCACCGAACCUACCAAUUACCGGUCUGAACUCUUCCUCUUGGCCGACCUGAGCGUUCAAAUCACCAAUGGCGAUUUCGAUGUCGUGUUUUGGGUAGCGAUCGUAUUCACAGCUUUGCACAGUGGCGAUAUCGUAACCAAUGAGGUUUUACCGAGGGGCGAUUAUUGCUAGUUGAUCGUAUUCACACUCUAGCUGCGCGUAGAAUUCUUCCUUGUCGUCAUCGGUGCUAGUUAGAUGAGGGCUGUGGACGUUAAUAAUGCUGAUAUUGAAGAAGUAGGCUCGCAUCCUCAGUCUACACAUUCUUUCGUUGAUCGGCCACCAGCCAAUCACCCCAGCUCGUGUGUGUUGCCGCAGCUCUGGUCUAUGGUAUACCUACCUUGGAACGAUCGCACCAUCGAACCUUUCCAGCUCACCUACUGCAGCGCUACGAUGUUGAAAUUACGGGCUUUCAAUAUUUCCGUAAGAAUAAAGGUAAGGCAGGUAAAUUGAGAGACUUGCAGGUCCAUGUUCCGAGUUUCCAAUCUCUAGUCCGUGUUCUUUGCGUGGGUCUAGUCCGAUUGUCCAGUCUCGAAUUUCUUUGUGAAUUUUUCUGAACAGACGCCCUUCCCUGUCAGCAUACGAUCAAGAUCCUACCGGGGUUGGUACCCGAUCUUUACUGUGGAUAGGAAUUACUAAACAAGAAACUAAGGACCGCGAAUGGGGUCUAUUUUAUGCCUGCAGGUACGCGAAGUACCGAUGGUACACUUAGUCCAGUUUACCAGCCGACCCUGGUCGUUCACUACCCGGUUUCCGCUGACAUGGUUCAACAAGAAGAGGACGCUUCACGUGGCAAACAGUAGCUAGAUAGCAUCCUACAAUCGCCGCAGUCUGCUUUGGACAUUUUUCGCGAGAAGGAAACUGGUCACUUCCUCUUCGAGUACAUUUUACCGAUAUGGCAUAUAUUGUUCCACUACUUUGUUCACAUCACAUCAUUACAUCAGAUGUUGUCAGUUAAGGUGAAGGUGGAAGGAAGCCAUUGUAGUAGUAUAGGUAAAACCACGUGUAAAAAUGGGGUAAUAGUGUUUGUGAGAGAAGAGUAAAGCACACGUAAAUAGAUCAUUUCACUUUUCAGACUGUGUGGCGCUUCACUGACACGAGUCUUUGAAUACAUUUGAAAAAAAAUAACAAUUCAAUACUAAAGUGAAAUGUAUGAACGAUAUGUUCCGAUGAACAAUUUCAAAUAUAAAUAUAUAAAUAGCAGGUGCAUUUGCAUAUGAAGUAAAAUUCUGAUUAUACGCGAGCGUAACAUGAACAAAUUUAUAACACAUGCGAAAUUUGGACUCUUUUGGUAUUAACAAGUUCUUCCGCAUAGUAACUCGAUGUUGAUAAUUCCUUAAUAUUUUCCUUCGUUGAUCUUAUUGUUCGAAAACGAUCAUUUUCUUCACACUGUUUCGCAAAACUAUUGAUUUCCGGGCGAAGGGUGAGGGAAGGAGAUGAAAGAAAUGAGCGCCACCACGAAAUUUGGCAUUUGACUUGCAUCCGUUAACCGGCUACUCAUCCAUUUAAAAACAAAAAAAAACUUUGAAGUAGCUGGGCUGCGAGUAGCCCAAUACAUGCAAAUCAAAUGUAAAAUUUCGUUCGUAAUUCUUCGGAUCGUAUGACGUUUACUAGCAUCCGAGUAACUGAUAACGUCUAAACCCGGCUUUGAUGUAUAAAAGGGGCACUACCCUGUAUUUGAAGCCGAGUUGCUCGUUUCGACAGUGAGUGCAUUACGAAAUAAAAACUGUCAUUGUAACAAUUCACCAAGCAAUGUUCGAAUUUGUUUCUUUUGCUUUUGCGCUGAAAGUAAAUUUUUACGGUAAUUAUCUAGUUUUAUCUGAAACACUUCUAAACAACUCUACCCAAAAACCAUAAGUACUAACUGAAAUCCAUUUUAUGGCACUUAUUCAGCAUCUCUAACGCCAAAUAGCAACACGUAAACAUUUUUGUAAAAAAAACCGAUUUCCGUAGUGUGACAACUGCACCAUGAAGAAAUAGCAGCGUAUUCAUGAUUUGUCCCACAUGCAAACGUCGCAAAAUGGCAUUUUAAUCACCGUGGGAGUGUCACGGUGAACCGUGAAGACCGAGGAAAAAAAAGGACAACUAUCCGCGACGGUGACCACAGGUCAGCCGGGGUCAACUCGGAUUCCGAGAGUUAUCGAUGCCAAAAAUAAGUGAAUAAAUUAUGGGGCUGUUUAAUAGCGAUCGCGAUUCUUGAAAUUGUUAAUUUUCCGCGCUGAUGGCUUCCGAUAGGCGUGACAUACGAUGUUGGCUUUUCUCCUCCGUGAGGAUGGAGAAAAGAUUUCUUAAGAAUAAAUAUCCCCUACACACAAACUAGCGUUGUCAGAAAGCAUUUCAGUUUCGACAGAAAACAUGUCCUUUCCAGCCUUGAAGCGUCAAAUAGGCAAAUAAUGUCAUAUGUCCCCCAACACUUUGAAAUGUUUGUAUGUAUGGAAGCAGACAUCUCUUUCUUUUUUCUUUUUUCGUCUUUUUUGGGAUUGCACACAAAAAAAGUCCAAACGGCAUCAACGGAGAUCGAACCAAGGCCGGCUGGAAUGAUAUACUGUUUUACACGACCACGCUAUCCAUAUAGCUAAUGAUGCUGUUACGCAGAAGCGUGUUAAUAUUACAUCUUAUUACAAAUUGAAGUGGGAAUAUUGUUUUCUAAUUUUACUCUUAGAAAACGCUUUCCAGCAUGAAAGAGAAUAUCCAUCUCGGUCUGGGUGCUUAUUUGAAACGUGCCUUUUGUUUCGUUCGCUCGUAUUAAAUAAUCUUAUAUUACCGUACCAUAUAUAUUAUACAAAUGCUUACCAGUAUUUGUGAGUCAUGGCAUUUUCUGUCAUUUUUACGCUCAUUUAAUGUAAUAAAUCGGGAUGACAAAAUCAAUUUUGGGUGUAGCUCCAAAUAAAUUUUUCGUUCACAAAUAUAGUUUCAAAAUGUCAAACUCCGAUCAGUUUAAGACGAUUAUCCAAAGCAAAAAGUUUUGGAAGAUAUACCGAUGAAAGACCAUGUAUAACAUACUUUUAACGACCGUGAACAGGGUUUGUCAUUUUUAUAACAAAGAACUAGUUUUCGACUGAAUCGUUUUAGUCCAUCAAUUCUUCAGAUUCGUUUCCUUCAAUUCACAAAGCAGAAACAAAUCCUCAUAGACGCUUGAUUCAGUACAAAUGCGCUGUAUUCAUUUUCAUCUUCAAAAUGCUUCAUUUCGCAGUUAUCCGAUCGAUAGUUUCAUCAUAAUAAUGGUCCGGGACUGGACCGUCUUCCAAAAAAUUGGCAUUGAAAAAGGCAGAGGAGAGCACAGAAGUCACUCUUGCCACUACAUCACCGGCGCCGGCAACUGAUUACUCUUGUUGACUCACUGCACAUCACUCUUUUUCUAUUAGUUUGAUUUUACUCUCUUUAAAAAAACACUACACUUAAAUACACAUUCCAACGAACAAUUCAGUCAUCGAAAUACUUUUUAUAGCUGUAUUGAGGAAUUAUCUUCGCGCAGCGAAUUCGUUUUCAAUGCUGUCAAAAAGGCACUCAUUUUUAGAUACUGUGAUAACGUAAGAUUUUGGAACUGCUGUACACAAACAACACGCAGAACCCGAAACAACACUUAUGGUUCUUAUAAAAUUUAAAAAGGAUGGUAAAUUUACUUUUUCAGUCGACCGGUUUCGGACUCUAUGCUGCUCAUCUACGGGACGAUAUCCGACUGAUUACAAUGCAAAGAAACAACUUUGUACUGGUAUAGUACACGUCAGGAACGAUAAUGUCAUUGGAUGUUUUGUUUGGUCAAGUUGAAUAAUUCGAUGUAAUCGGAGCUUUGAACUUAUUCAUAAGCGGCGGCUCAGCAGUGUAAACGAACAUGAAUUCCGAUGCAUAUAGAUGGGAAGCUUUUCUGACACACUUUUUGAGUAUCGCGUUGUCCCAGUCAAUUUCAUGAUAGCAACACUCGGUUCGCUGGGUAGCUUAUUUUCCACACCGUUUCUGUGCUCCCUCAAACGUACCUUAAGCUUACGACGGGUUUGGCCAAUGAAAAGGUAAAUUUACCAUCCUUUUUAUAUUUUGUAAGAACCAUAAGUGUUGUGUCAGAACGGGUUCCACGAAGGGACAAUUUUAGUUUCAGAAAUAGGGAAAAGUUACAUGGGACCAAACCGCUAAUAAUUAUGCGUUGGAUGAACGUGGGAUCAGAAUUUGAUAGUUCAAGAUCGUUCAAGUCAUCAGCCAUUUGAUUGCGAUGAAAGAAAAUUAAGCUCUUUUAACACCAGUCGUGCUGCGACUUCUCUCAUGCCCAAAACAUCAACAAUAUGAGGAAAGUUAUCUUGAGUGAUAUUUAAAUCAUGGGCUAGCUUUUCCAAACUUACCGAAAUUACCGGUUAUUGAUUGUAAAAUUACCGUUAAUUCGGUAACGUAAAAUGACCGGUAUUACCGGUAAAACCGGUAACAGUAAAACCGGUUAACAAUCCCUACUAUCAAGUACUGUAGAUCAAGAUCAUCCCGGUCUUUCUCAAGAGCCUUAAAGUAGUUAUGCUUAUUUCAGAUUGCGGUUUUUUCGAUGUGGACAUCGACAAUUCUCCACAAGUUCUUGAGUUCUAUGGGUUCGAUACAAUAUGAAUGGAAAAACGACUUGAUUUUAUUUUAUGUGUAUUUUUCAAAACCCAUCAAGGAAAUAUCGUGAUUUUCACCAAGGCUCGGCAAAGCCAUAUUUAACUGAGGAUCGUCAGAGGCUGUGGAACCAUCGGUCUUCAUUUUCAGUUGGAAAUUAGUUUUCGCUUCUUCCAGUAGUUUCUUUGUCGACAUAAAUCAAAAGUUAUUAGGGCAUUUUCGUCGCUAUCUGCUCUACGGCAUGUUGAAAUGAACCAUGAAGUGUUUGACGGUGAAUGCGUUCGUUGUGACUCAGUAGCAAGAGAGAGGAGGACAUUUAUAAAAGUAGUCCCGCUCGAGGCGAAGCGAUGUGUGGAGAGUCGAUUUUCUUGUUUCGUCUUCGAAAAUAUUAGAACCUGAUUAUCACGCAGAAUGGUGGUGUAGUAAUUGGCAUUCAUAAUCCUAUCGAUUCUUAAAAGAGUUAUCUGUCCGGCCCAUGGAAAACGCCACCAAACCGUAACAUUGCAACUCCCAUACUUUACGGUGCCUUGGAUAUGUCGUUUCUGGAGGUACUCUACCGGCUAUCAGCAUACUUGUGAACAAACUUCAGUGGGAACAUUUCAGCACAUGUAAAACUUCCGUUUACUCCCCAGAAAACCUUUUUAAGUGGAGGCGAUAUUUAUACGUUCAUUGAUUCGACAUCUUGGUAUUCGACGGUCACCAGAUCUCGCUUAGGAGAGAUAAUUUUACCCUAUUGAAAAAAAGCGAAUUAAACACAAGUUCUUUCUCAUUUACUUGAAGUCAAAAGUAAUUCAUGUGUUUGUGUAUAUAAGCGCAAAAAUAUUAUUCUACAAAAACUCCAUAAUUAUCACUAUGAUUAUUUGUUUUUAUUCCUUGUUUCAACAACAUCUGUAGCUUGAACACAAACCCACAAAUCCGUAAUCAUCUGUAAAUUAUGACUGAUCUUGAUACAUAACAGUAGUAAAACUAUAUAGAGUGAAUGUCGAGCUUAAAUGUUAUCAAACCAAAUUCCCCUCAGUACACUAAAAUACUGUUACAGUAGAACCACCCCAAAUAGAGCAAGCUUCGUUUCCUACCCUGUUUCAAGAAUAGCAUAAUCAUUUGUAAUAUACGUUCCCCAUAGUCAAAUGAGGAAAAAAGCUUUAAAAUCAAUACUUGAAUGAAGAGAAAAAAACCUCAAAAUAAGAAAGGAAAUUACAAACUAACACUAUUUUUUUCGGUACGUACCUAGGAGUGAGCAGAGACGAAACAAUUUCGCUUCGUUCGAUUUUUAUACAAAUUUAAUUUGUACACCAGCUCUUGAACACCCCUUUUUCCCCGAAUCCAGAACACCCCGAGGAGCAACAACAAAGCGUUGGAAAAAUUGCGAAUGUGUGCAAAGUAAUUGUCGUUGUACAAGAAUGAGAAUACCCCAGAAACAAACAAACUGUGUACACAACCCGUAGCCUUGACUAUUUGUAUGCACCAUUCACCAACACACUUGCAAGUGUUGACACACUUUAUAUAUACACAUACAUACAUACACACAGUAUUUUAGCAAAACAAUUUUUGAAACUACAAAAAUACAAACGUGAGCCAAAGAACAAGUAAUCAGAAACAAUAUAUUUUGUAAAUAGAUAUAAACAACUGUUCAAUGUCUUAGGGAAGCAACAAUCAUGUAGUGCUGUAUGACAACAGAUUCAAUGUCAUACUUAAGCGUUUUAAAAAAAUAUUUAUUCAUAUGGAAAUCAGAGCCUUUAUAAAUGUUGAUUUGAUGAAACUUCUCAUUACAACCACUUCUUUCGAUACCGUUAAGUUUUGUUGUUUCAUAAGGAUAAACAGAAACUUUAGAAACUUAAACAUUUAUGAACCGAUAAAUAUCGUUUAACCAACAUAAAAACAUGCCAAUCAAAUGUAACUAUCGUUGUAAAAACCAAGAGGAAAAAUAGUGUACCACAAAAGUAUAAUAUAUUAUGUAACGCAUUCAUAGACAAGGACUACGCAACAGACUUGAAUUAAGUUUUAGCGAAACCAAAUAUACUGCAUUCAAUGUAACUAUACAAGAACCAUCGGACCCAUACCCAGCUACAGAACUCGCUUCAUUCAAAUCGUCGAAUAGUCGUAGCUCAUUAUGAUUCUUAAAACAUCAAAACUGUUCUAAACACAAAUCAACGUUUCAGCACAGUAAGAGCAACAACAAAAAAAACUAUCAGAAGGUGUUGUGUCGCGAUGAUUCGAAUCUUACAACAAAUCUAAGGGUACGUGCUUGUGCACAAUCAACUGAGAAUAUACCAAAAAUUGGACAAUGGAAAUAUUUUU
Molecule: messenger RNA, 17167 nt
Organism: Toxorhynchites rutilus septentrionalis
Lineage: Eukaryota; Metazoa; Arthropoda; Insecta; Diptera; Culicidae
Gene: unc-13-4A
Product: BAI1-associated protein 3
Exons: 14
Coding region: 1697-5884 (1395 amino acids)
Source: RefSeq, a predicted model, not a curated record